Messenger RNA from Anopheles marshallii, 591 nucleotides. RefSeq names its product 39S ribosomal protein L11, mitochondrial (gene mRpL11). The record is from RefSeq and is a predicted model, not a curated record. Lineage: Eukaryota; Metazoa; Arthropoda; Insecta; Diptera; Culicidae. Bases 1 to 591 code for a protein of 196 amino acids. The transcript has a single exon. Gene Ontology annotation, molecular function: structural constituent of ribosome; large ribosomal subunit rRNA binding. Gene Ontology annotation, biological process: translation. Gene Ontology annotation, cellular component: ribosome; mitochondrial large ribosomal subunit.
AUGUCGAAAGCAGCAGGGCGGUUAAAAACUAUGAAGAAAACGUUCGACAAAAUCAAUCAUACCAGCAAGCUGCGAACAAACAUCCCUGCCGGAAUGGCAGUCGCCGGUCCGCCCCUUGGGCCUAUGCUGGGUCAGCGAGGUAUUAACAUAGCUGCAUUUUGCAAAGAUUUCAACGAACGGACAAAGGACAUUAAAGAAGGAAUUCCUCUACCGUGCCGUGUUGCGGUCACGUCUGACCGGGCGUAUGAGCUGACGAUACAUUCACCUCCUGCGACGUUCCUGUUGAAACAAGCCGCCGGAAUUCAACGUGGUGCGAUGAACCCAGGGAAAGAAAUUGCUGGAAAGAUCACGCGCAAGCAUUUGUACGAAAUCGCGAAGAUCAAACUACAAGAUCCGCCAAACGCUCUCCUCACGAUGGAGCAUAUGUGCAAAGCUCUUGUAGGGAUUGCUCGUACGUGUGGAAUCGAAAUAGUUAACGAGCUAGAUCCCACGGAGUACAAAGAAUUUCUCGAGAAUCGAAGACAAGUUGUAGAAGAUCAGCGCAAGGAACUUCAAGAAAAACGAGAAGCGCGCAUGUUACGUGUUGGAUAG